This is a messenger RNA of Oldenlandia corymbosa var. corymbosa, 663 nucleotides long. Lineage: Eukaryota; Viridiplantae; Streptophyta; Magnoliopsida; Gentianales; Rubiaceae. The record is from the annotation of a GenBank genome assembly.
AUGGCGUCUUCUUGUUCUUCAUCAUCAUCAUCACUGGCAGCUCUGAAAUCAAACAAAUUCCUAAUUCCAUCUCAUUUUCGAUCUCAACCCCAAUUUCAAUAUGGUUACCGCAUGUCCUCUCUUCCCAUUCCGUUUAAAGGACCCACAACAACUCCAUCUUCAUCAUCAGUGGUGCUCAGAAUAAGAAGGAAAGGAAGAAAUGCAUGCCUUAUUUCCAGAGUUAAAGCCCAGAGUUCCACUUCCACCACAGAUUUUGUGCCGGAGGCUAAUUUUUACAAAGUUGAAGCUAUUCUGAGACCUUGGAGAGUUCCGCAGGUUUCUUCGGCAUUAUUGAGGAUGGGCAUUCGAGGGGUGACAAUUUCUGAUGUUCGUGGCUUUGGUGCUCAAGGAGGCUUGACUGAAAGACAAGCUGGAUCCGAGUUUGCUGAAGAUAAUUUUGUGGCAAAAGUCAAGAUGGAGAUUGUUGUUAGCAAGGACCAGGUUGAUGCCGUCAUAGAAAAAAUCAUUGAAGAAGCAAGGACUGGUGAAAUUGGCGACGGGAAAAUCUUUGUUAUUCCUGUUGCUGAUGUUAUUCGAGUUCGAACAGGCGAGCGAGGAGAGAAAGCUGAGAGAAUGAAGGGAGGGCGGGCUGAUAUGAUCUCUGCUGCAUCGCCACUGGCUUAA